Molecule: messenger RNA, 2928 nt
Organism: Saccostrea cuccullata (small rock oyster)
Lineage: Eukaryota; Metazoa; Mollusca; Bivalvia; Ostreida; Ostreidae
Product: suppressor of tumorigenicity 14 protein homolog
Exons: 16
Coding region: 61-2853 (930 amino acids)
Biological process (GO): proteolysis
Molecular function (GO): serine-type endopeptidase activity; protein binding
Source: RefSeq, a predicted model, not a curated record
UUAUCAUAAGCUCCUUGUCAUUGUGAUAAGAACAGUGCAUUACCCUUUCCUGUAGACAAUAUGGCAGAAAUGGCGGACUUUCUGAGGAUUGUGUACUUUCUGAUUCUCCCCGCUGUAAUACAUUCUGAUUCUGGAAGUUCCCACGGUUGUGGUGGCCAUGGUUACCUGACAACUAACAAUGGUCUGAUAAAUAGCCAGACCCAGGGCUCUAGGUACCACAAUAACGCGGAUUGUACGUGGCGGAUCCACGCUCCUGUAGGAAAGGUUAUCAGAUUAACGUCCACGUACUUCAAUCUGGAGCAAGAUAAUUCAUGCAGCUAUGACUACCUCAAUGUGUACGAUGGGUCAAAUACAAAUGCCAAACUACUGGGAGACUUUUGUGGCCAUACUUCAAUAGACCUUGUGUCUUCUGGACAAAACUUAUUCUUAGAAUUCAUAACAGAUGACAGCGACGUAUUUCGAGGAUUUGAGAUAUCAUACAGAUUCAUUCAAAGAACAGACAGUUGUGGUGGUCAAGAUUUCCAAUGUCAAAACCACAAGUGUGUAGACUACUCGUGGGUUUGUGAUGGCGAUAAUGACUGCGGAGACGGAAGUGACGAAAUAACGUGUACGACAACCACUACUCCAAUAUCCGGAUCCGGUACAGCCCAUCCUAUUUCCUCAGGGGCUUGCCAGACUGACGAGGUGUCCUGCCCUGACCACACGUGCAUCCCACAGAUCUGGCGAUGUGACGGCGACAAUGACUGUGGUGAUAACAGCGACGAACGGAAUUGUGGGAGUUUGUCUGGUACCACCAUCUCCCCAGCUCUCUCCUCCGGAUGCGGAAGUCCAGAAACACAGACAGGCAUGCUGGGAAGUUUUCAUAGUUUGAAUUAUCCUUCAAAUUACGAUAGUAACAUGAACUGUCGGUGGGAAAUCAAUGUUCCUACAGGCAUGCACAUUAAAUUGAUUUUCGCCGAUAAAUUUGGAAUAGAAGACGGCCAAAAUUGCAAUUAUGACCGAGUUACAAUUUAUAACGGAAAUCAAAACAAUCUUGUUGGAAGAUACUGCGGUUCACAACAUCCAACCACCAUGGUCCUUUCCAGUAAUCACGUGAUUGUUCAAUUCAUCAGCGAUGGAAGUAAUGAGGAAAUGGGAUUUCUAUUGCACUGGUCAGCGACAAACGCGUCUGUCGUGGUUCCUGUGGAUUCCCACACUACUCCAUCACCAGCCGGACUGAACUGUACCCGAGAUAUUUACAUCAAUGGAAGUACACCGGGCACGAUCUCCUCUCCUAAUUUUGGUGUUGGCCUACAAUAUCCUCCCCAUUCAGGAUGUAUAUGGAGAUUUUUUGCACCCUUUGGUUACGCUGUACGCCUGACAUACACGCAGUUCGGUGUCGAGGGCGGUCGACAAUGCCCAUUUGAUUCUGUCACCGCAUUUGAUGGACAAAGUUCAACCGGAAGAAUGAUAGCCAAAAAUUGUGGCAACACACUUCCUGCCCCUGUUGUGUCAAAAACUAAUUCUAUGUAUGUCAGUUUUGUUAGUGAUGGAAGCACACAAGACAUUGGAUUUACAGCCACUUAUUCAGCUGUGAAAUUGAAUGUAUCAACACAAUCUGUCAAUACGGAUCAAGCUUGUCAUGGAAGUACAGCACUCGUCCUCAACAGGACUUCCGGAUUCAUCUAUUCGGAGAAGUUUACUUUGGGAAUGAAUUACCCGGAUAAUCUUAACUGCAGAUGGCACAUAAAGGCACCUGCAGAUAAAGUCAUCACUCUCCAGUUUAAUACCUUUUACCUGGAGAAAGAUCGUGCUUGCCAAUACGACAACCUGCAGGUGCUUGAUGGACCUUUGGCUAGAUCCCCGCUCAUUGGAAAGUAUUGUGGAAUUAAUUAUCCACAAAAGCUGACUUCUACAGCCUCAGAUCUUUAUAUUCGAUUUCACUCCGACGAAAGCGAAACCGAGAUAGGCUUCAACAUAACAUACAGCAUCCAUGAUCCAAUUCCUACAUGCUCACCCAAUGAUUUCACAUGUAGUGACGGAAUGUGUAUAGACAGAAGCUCAGUCUGCGAUGGAAGAAAUGACUGUGCAAGUGGCAACGACGAAGUAUUGUGCACUUCAAGCUGUGGCGUGCCAGCAAUAACGCCAACUUUGGGUAACUCUCGAAUUGUUGGAGGUAAAGAAGCUGUCCCUGGCAGCUGGCCUUGGCAGGCCUCCCUGCAGUACGGCAGGUUUAAAGACCACAUGUGUGGAGGUACCCUGAUCUCCCCACAGUGGGUCAUGACAGCAGGGCACUGUUUUGAAGAUGACAGAAAUCCAUCGAAAUGGCACGUGUUGCUGGGAAAUCAUCACAUGAAUAAACAGGAUGCGCAUCAGGUGGAAGUGGGUGUUUCAAAGAUUAUUGUCCAUGAAAAUUACGAUGAAGAUACCACAGAAAAUGACAUCACUCUAUUGAAAUUGGAAACUCCGGUGACGUUAAACAAUUACGUCAAUGUCGUCUGCUUACCUAAGCGAACUGUGUCCAACGGGCAACACUGUUACAUUACAGGAUUUGGAGAUACUAUGGGAACUUGCUGUCGGAAUGUGUUAAAGCAGGCAGAAAUCCCUAUCAUUGAUGUGUUAAAAUGCAAUACUACUAGAUACACGGACGGUCAGGUGUUCAGUACCAAUAUCUGUGCUGGGUAUGACAAAGGAGGAAUAGAUACUUGUCAGGGUGAUAGUGGUGGUCCUUUGGUUUGUAACAUAGAUGGCAAGUGGCAGAUAGAGGGUAUUACGUCAUGGGGAGUAGGCUGUGCAGAUCCCAUGUCACCUGGGGUGUACACUAAAGUGUAUGAUUACUUAAACUGGAUACAAAAAACCAUUGUUCAAAAUUGAAAUUGAACAAGUGUACGAUGGUAUAUUUAUUUACAAUUAGGGUGUUUGUCAUAUACGAUUUUUAUUCCUCACACA